Molecule: messenger RNA, 971 nt
Organism: Eleginops maclovinus (Patagonian blennie)
Lineage: Eukaryota; Metazoa; Chordata; Actinopteri; Perciformes; Eleginopidae
Product: probable N-acetyltransferase camello
Exons: 2
Coding region: 86-856 (256 amino acids)
Molecular function (GO): N-acetyltransferase activity
Source: RefSeq, a predicted model, not a curated record
CUGAUUAUCACAAUCUGUAGCUUAAGUUUAGUUUCAGCAGCGUUAAGUCUUUCAGUGAGCAAAAGACGACAGGGAGAGAGUCAGCAUGGCCCAGAAAAAUAACCUUCAGUUCUCCAUCAGGGAGUAUGGACCCUCCGACGAACACGUGGUCAUGUCGCUCUUUCACGACGGGGUUAUUGAACACGUGUACCCGGCUUUCUUCAAGGCCAUGAGCCACCCGGACCAUGUUGGUGUCGCUCUGAGCAUCUGCAUGGCCGGCUAUGUAUUGGGAGGCAGCUCCUACUUCCAAGCUUUAUUCUUUGGCAGUGCGUGGGCUGGCCUGCUCUAUUACUGCUGCCACGAGAUCUACCACGGCUACCUGACCCGGAGGCUGAGCACAGAUAUGGCCGACAUUCAAGCCAACUACCUGGGAAACCCAGAUAGCGGCUUCUGGGUGGCAGAGGUAGACGUAGACAGCCAGCCCAAGGUGGUGGGGAUUGUGGCGGUGAAGGGGGAAAGAAGAGUAGAGGAAGAGGAGAGGUUUGAUGACUGGAACGGAGGAGCGAUGGGAGCGGGAUCAGAGUUUGUUCAAGAUGCCGGCGAUGGGAGUUUCGGCGAGUUGUCCCACAUGGUCGUGGUGUUCCCGUGGCGCCGCAAAAACCUCGGUUCACAGCUGUUGAGGAAGGCCCUGGAUUUCUGCAAAGAGCAAGGAUACGGCCGACUGGUUUUGGAUGGCAGCUCGCCACAGACCGCCGCUAUCGCCCUGUACCAAAAGCUUGGUUUUGUUCAAACUUCCUCCCACAGUAACACACAUGCCAAUCGCUGGAUCUCCAAACUGGCCCGAAUAAAUGUGAUGCGAAUGGAGAAGCUUAUCUAACGGGACUUUAGACCCCCGGCACCUCUGAUGUAAAAUAAGAUUAUUUCAGUUAAUUUAUGCUUCUGGUUUCAUUUAAAGCACAAAUCGUUCAGUUGUUUGAUAUUCAAUCACUCAU